Messenger RNA from Vitrella brassicaformis, 1114 nucleotides. The record is from the annotation of a GenBank genome assembly. Lineage: Eukaryota; Vitrellaceae.
GCAUGGAGUGCAGUGUAAAGUCACACCACCGAUAGAUACAACUGAAUAAACCCCGCCGGCCAGACCUUAGCGGUCGGACCUACCGUCCUGUUGGUGCGUCUGCACCAAGGGCAUGUAGAUAUCGUCCGCUCCAACGUUCGCCCCAUCCUGCCUCUCCUGUGCUCCUUCUGGCAGGGGCUCCUCAGACGAUGGAAGUUGCCACACGGGAUUCCAUGGGCAAAGGAAACGCAUCAGACGGCCGAAAACACUCCUGUACCAACACCGCACACCCUCACAAACGACCGAACGAACCAGACGAUGCAUGCAAUUGCAGAACGCACCUGCGAAGUCUGUCAUGGGCUUCUUCUUUUGCUUUGAUGUACUCGUCGAGUUUCUUGGUGUGCGCCUAUAGCAUGCAUUGCCACAAACACACAGCACUUGAACCAUCCACUGAGGCGACGGAUUGAUUCACAUACAUCGAUUGCGUCGCAUUGCACUUUGGUCCGUCUCUUCCUCUCCGCAAUCUCGAAUUGCUUCCAAUCGUCCGUCCCCUCCUGGUGAGGGUCUGGGUGAGCAAACCACACAUGGCGGCCACAAACGAUCAAAGACGGACACGUACGGCGGCCUGCCAGUGUCAUAGUGUGUCUGUGUGUGUUUGUUGGAGGGUUACGCACGGCCUCUUGCUUACUCGGUCUGCGAGCAAACUCCCUCAUCCAUGGAUCCUCCUCCUCCUGGGCAGGGCACACCAUCGAACAAUACAGGCAGGCACCGCGCCGUGGUGUGUGAGUCUUGCCUACCUCAGCGACAUCCGCUGUCCGUCUAGAUCUUCCUGCACCACGAGGAGGGACAUACAGAGCCGGAAUCAGUCCUGCGGGCCACAAACAUAACCACAGCACCACACGUGGUCCACCAUUGCGCUGGUUCGCUUCUCUGUUUCGUCGCUUACCAUGCACAUCCAGGCGAGGACCCUGACUGAUUGCCAUUUUGUUCGUUCACUCUCCCUCGAGCUUCUCUGUCGCAGCGCUGCUCACCAUGAAUGCCUGCAGCUUGGCCAGCCCUGGAUGGGAGGACGGGAAGAGGAUAGAGCCAAUCAUCCGCGUGGACAGUCGGGUGGCGCAAUCGACUGUUGCAAUCG